Molecule: messenger RNA, 2958 nt
Organism: Sapajus apella (tufted capuchin)
Lineage: Eukaryota; Metazoa; Chordata; Mammalia; Primates; Cebidae
Gene: P4HA1
Product: prolyl 4-hydroxylase subunit alpha 1
Exons: 15
Coding region: 347-1951 (534 amino acids)
Biological process (GO): peptidyl-proline hydroxylation to 4-hydroxy-L-proline
Cellular component (GO): endoplasmic reticulum
Molecular function (GO): procollagen-proline 4-dioxygenase activity; protein binding; L-ascorbic acid binding
Source: RefSeq, a predicted model, not a curated record
ACCACGGCGGCCGGUCCCGGCCCCUCCUCUAGGCCUCAGACUCCACGGCCCGGCCACGGGUGGGGGCAAGAGGCCCGGGCUGGGCGCCUGCGCAGUCGCCGAGGCGCUGGUGUGAUCGAGCUCACGUAGCGAGGGCUGCAGUCGCCUCCUCCCUGGCGCUGCCGGCGCGGCCUAGAGGUUAUAAAAGGGCUAGCGGGCUCCCUCUGCUGACCAGUCGCGCCGCCAGCGGGCUGAGGGCCGGGGAGUAGACAGCUGCUCCGAGUGGAGGCGACAAGAGACUGAAGAGCGCGCCGCCCUGCCGUCCCACUUCCCAGGUGUGUAAUCCUGUAAAAUUAAGUCUUCCAAGAUGAUCUGGUGUAUAUUAAUUGUAGGAAUUCUGCUUCCCCAGUCUUUGGCUCAUCCAGGCUUUUUUACUUCAAUUGGUCAGAUGACUGAUUUGAUCCAUACUGAGAAAGACCUGGUAACUUCUCUGAAAGAUUAUAUUAAAGCAGAAGAGGACAAGUUAGAACAAAUAAAAAAAUGGGCAGAGAAGUUAGAUCGGCUAACUAGUACAGCGACAAAAGAUCCAGAAGGAUUUGUUGGGCAUCCAGUAAAUGCAUUCAAAUUAAUGAAACGUCUGAAUACUGAAUGGAGUGAGUUGGAGAAUCUGGUCCUUAAGGAUAUGUCAGAUGGUUUUAUCUCUAACCUAACCAUUCAGAGACAGUACUUUCCUAAUGAUGAAGAUCAGGUUGGGGCAGCCAAAGCUCUAUUACGUCUCCAGGAUACCUACAAUUUGGAUACAGAUACCAUCUCAAAGGGUAAUCUUCCAGGAGUGAAACACAAAUCUUUUCUAACAGCUGAGGACUGCUUUGAGUUGGGUAAAGUGGCAUAUACAGAGGCAGAUUAUUACCAUACAGAACUGUGGAUGGAACAAGCGCUAAGGCAACUGGAUGAAGGCGAGGUUUCUACCAUAGAUAAAGUCUCUGUUCUAGAUUAUUUGAGCUAUGCAGUAUAUCAGCAGGGAGACCUGGAUAAGGCACUUUUGCUCACAAAGAAACUUCUUGAACUAGAUCCUGAACAUCAGAGAGCUAAUGGUAACUUAAAAUAUUUUGAGUAUAUAAUGGCUAAAGAAAAAGAUGUCAAUAAGUCUGCUUCAGAUGACCAAUCUGAUCAGAAAACUACACCAAAGAAAAAAGGGACUGCUGUGGACUACCUGCCAGAGAGACAGAAGUACGAAAUGCUGUGCCGUGGGGAGGGUAUCAAAAUGACCCCUCGGAGACAGAAAAAACUCUUUUGUCGCUACCAUGAUGGAAACCGGAAUCCUAAAUUUAUUCUGGCACCAGCUAAACAGGAAGAUGAAUGGGACAAGCCUCGUAUUAUUCGCUUCCAUGAUAUUAUUUCUGAUGCAGAAAUUGAAAUCGUCAAAGACCUAGCAAAACCAAGGCUGAGCCGAGCUACAGUACAUGACCCUGAGACUGGAAAAUUGACCACAGCACAGUACAGAGUAUCUAAGAGUGCCUGGCUCUCUGGCUAUGAAAACCCUGUGGUGUCUCGAAUUAAUAUGAGAAUACAAGAUCUAACAGGACUAGAUGUUUCCACAGCAGAGGAAUUACAGGUAGCAAAUUAUGGAGUUGGAGGACAGUAUGAACCCCAUUUUGACUUUGCACGGAAAGAUGAGCCAGAUGCUUUCAAAGAGCUGGGGACAGGAAAUAGAAUUGCUACAUGGCUGUUUUAUAUGAGUGAUGUGUCUGCAGGAGGAGCCACUGUUUUUCCUGAAGUUGGAGCUAGUGUGUGGCCCAAAAAAGGAACUGCUGUUUUCUGGUAUAAUCUAUUUGCCAGUGGAGAAGGAGAUUAUAGUACACGGCAUGCAGCCUGUCCAGUGCUAGUUGGCAACAAAUGGGUAUCCAAUAAAUGGCUCCAUGAACGUGGACAAGAAUUUCGAAGACCUUGCACCUUGUCGGAAUUGGAAUGACAAACAGGCUUCCCUUCCUCUCCUAUUGUACUCUGUGUCUGAUACACACAUUUCCUCGUCUUAACUUUCAAGAGUUUACAAUUGACUAACACUCCAUGAUUGAUUCAGUCAGGAACCUCAUCCCAUGUUUCAUCUGUGGACACUUUGUGGAUUUUUCUUUUAAAAUUAACCUAAAUCACCACAUUGCAAAUGUAAAACCUUAAAGUACAGUUGGUAUCACAGAAGACAAGGCAGAGUUAAAGUGAGGAAUUUCUAAUUUUAUAUUUAAAGGACUUUUUGGUUGGAUAAAAAUAUAAUUUGAGCAUCCAAUUUUAGCAUUUCACUACAUCUCAGUUGGUGGGUGUUAAGCUCUAAUGGGCCAUGUGAUAGGAAACAAAUGCCUUACAGAUGUGUCUAGGUGUUGUGUUUACCUAGUAUCUUAUUCUCUUUUCUGGAUUUGCCUGAAGACUAGUAAUAAACUAGGACACUAACUGGGUUCCAUGUGAUGUUUGCCCUUUCAUAAGAUCUUCUAAGUUGAUUUUUUUCCUCCCAAGUCCUUUUUAAAGAAAGUAUACUGUAUUUUUUCCAACCCCCUCUCUUUUCUCAUAGCUCUUCUGUGGUGAAUUAAAUGUGCUUGAGUUAAAAAUACUUCGAUUUCUUUUUUUUUUUUAAAUAGAAAGUCCUGCAUAACAGCACUGGGCCUUCUUCACUAAAAUGCUCACCACUUAGUCUGUUUUUUUUCUCCCUUUUUUAAAAUGACAGAUGAUUUUGUCCAGAAAUUUUGCUGUUUUUCUUAGUGCUAAUACCUUGCCUCUUAUUCCUGCUACAGCAGGGUGGUAAUAUUGGCAUUCUGAUUAAAUACUGUGCCUUAGGAGACUGGAAGUUUAAAAUGUAGAAGUCCUUUCAGUGAUGAGGAAUUGAUUUUUUUUUUUUUUAGUCUUUUUCUUAGAAAGCCAAAUGUUUGUCUUUUUAAAAUUCUGAAAUGUGCUGUGACAACAAUGACCUAUUUAUGAUCUUAAAUCUUUUUU